AAAAGUCCAGCAAAAAUGUCUGAUUACAGCGCGUACACCCAGCAAAUAUUGAAGGUGACUGUGGCCCAAUUAUGCCAAACAAUUGGCUUUAAUUCGAUUUCCAAUACGCCCUUGGAGGCAAUGAGCGACAUAUUGAAUAAAUACAUCAAAGAGAUAGCCACCCAGACGCAUCGUUACUCGGAGUUGUAUGGACGAACCGAGCCCAAUCUGGACGAUGUUGCGUUGGCCUUCAAGGACAUGAACGUGAACAUUGCCGAUUUGGAAGAGUAUGUCAACAACGUGGAUCCAGUACCGUGUGCCAUUGAUGUACCGAAAUAUCCGGCACAGAAAGAGAACCAUUUUAAUUUUCUCAAGCCGGGCAGUAAAGAGGUGGUCACUCGACCUGUUCAUAUUCAUGAGUAUUUGCCGCCGAUGCAUGCCGAACGAGAAGAUGAGGAAAAGCCGCCCGAAGUAUUGGACACAAGCGCAGAACAAACCGUUGAGGUCGUUUCUAUGCAUGGUGAUCAGUUCGAUCAGAAACCAAUCAGCAGACCAACGGAAGCGGAUACCCGUUACACCAGAGAAAUAACAAGCGUUAUGAUGACUACAUCUGGAUUCAUAUCAGAGGCUCGGAUGGGAAAGCUUCCUGAUGCCAAAGUGCCGAUAAUACAUGUAGCAGAUGUGGAAAAACCUCCAGCGAAAGAACCACCGUCGGCAGCUGUCGGCUCUUUGUUGUCGAAUUCAGUGAACGGUGUUAAGGCCGAAAAGGUAAAGGGCGAAAAAAUCAAAUCGGAAAAGAUAAAGAAGAAGAAGACAUUGCCAGCGGCCGUACUGCAGGAGAAGAAACGCAAAAAGGAAAAAUCGUUGAAAGAUGGACUGCAUGGACAUCAAUUGUCACCGAUGGGUCCACCGCCAGCAAAGCAAAUGCCUGCAAUCGUCGCCCCAAUUUGCCUUCCAAAUGGUACGCCAAUGUCCGUAGUGGCCGAACAGCAGAAAAUCGGUAAGAUAGCGUCUCUGCCGAAAAUACCGAGAAAGCACACGGUCAAAGAUCCGAACAAACCACACAAGUCCAUUCUUGAUGGAAAAGUGAAAAAGAUUAAAACGGCAACAAAGCACAAGCACUUGGUCCACGCUUUAGACGAACUGUUCAAAGUGAAUCAGCCAACGUUUCCGUCAGCUAUACAUCCCACUCUACCAAUGGAUACAAAACACGAACGAACUGAUGCAUCCAUCGAUCUCAUCGACCAAUCAAACGUACUACCAAAUCCAGAAUCAAUGCAGCCAAUGCCGGAUCAAUUACCACCAUUCCAUCCAAAUGUGGCCCAGCCAUCGUCGAACUUUAUGUUUGAAGGAAAAUUGUCCACCGAACCGGACAAACGUAAGCUGAACAUUAUCAAGCGCAUCUCGUCCAAAAACAAAGAGGAUGCAGUCAAGCAAGGCCUACCACUACCACCGCACAUAAAUCUGCCGGAAUCAUCAAUAUUUCCCGUGGAUGAUACCGACAUGAUGGCGUCAUCAAUGCAUUCACCGAAACAGCUAGAGGCAGCUGCCAAAAAGCAAAUGAAAGCACUGAAAGAACCGAAAGAGGAAGAAGUUCGUGUGAAAAAGGAGAAGCUGAAGGCAGAGGACAAAAAAUUGAAAGAGCAACCAUGGCCAAUGACUGCAACAGACUUAUCAAUGGGUGGACCGUCUCCGAUCAUUCCACCACCACCACAGGCAAUGCCACCUCAGAAAACCGAUCCCAUACCGCCAAUGCUAUACGAUCAAAACGUUACGCAACAGUUUGCUAAUCAUUCGCGUGGCAAUUUGGGUAACAUGGCCAAUCUGCGUGGAGCAGAGUUUAUGCAAAACUUUCCAAUGAAUUCGUGGUCGGGUCCUGGUUUUAUUCCCGGCAAUCCAUUGUUCCCGAAUUUUCCAUUGCAAACGCGACAACGGUUACCAUUUCCGUUGCCCAAUUUUGAGAUGUUCGGCUCGUUUCCUCGCAAAAAACGACCGCACAUUGAAAAAGCCGUGCCCGAACCGAUGGCCAUGCCAAUCAACUACGAAAUGGCGCAAUGUAAUGUGCCUGCCUCAUUGAAAUUGGAAGAUCUUUCAUCGCCUCCGCUAGCAGCGACAAAUAGUUAUUUGCCAUCGACCAAACCGUCUCUAGCCUCGUCAACAUCCAUUUCACUGGUGCCAAGCAGUCACACCAAAUCGAAACCGCUAACACUACAACCGAAGAUCGAUAAUGAAACCAUCAAUAUAGCGGACGAUCCAUACGAUGACCAGGCAUCGCCAAUUCCGAAACGCAUGGAAUCACCACUGAGAAUAGCAUCACCACACACAGACCAUCAAAUGGGUUACAUUCCGCCGCACAAACAACGACGGUUGAACAUGGACAAUACACAGUCGAUGACCGAUAGCAAUGUUGAGGAUGCAGAUAAUGAAAACAGUUCUGCUCGAGAAAAGUCAUCGAAAGGCGAGAAGCGAAAGGACAAAGAGCACAAAAAGGAUAAGAAGGACAAAGAAGGCAAAAUCAAGAAGAAGAAAGACAAAAAGGACAAAACGAAGAGCAAAGGCAAAAGUGAAAAACGAAAAGACAAGGAGAACAAGCACAAGGACAAGGAAUUGAAAUUGAAGACGAAAAAGGAUAAGAAGGAGAAGCGAAAGGAAAAGGAACUGGCUCGUGUUCUUUGUGGCAUGGCAAAUACACCACCAAUGCGCGAUCUGGGUCUAUCGUCUGGCGGAUCGGGUAGAGAUUCAGAUAGUUCGAUUGUGCCGAAACUUACACUAAAACUGGGAACAUCACCGAGACCUGACACACCCGAUUCGCAUCGAAAAAUCACAAUCAAACCGAUUCGUUGGGAGCAUACAUCGGAAAUGGACAUAGAUGACAAUUCAUCGGUGCAACAGGACUCGGAUAGAAGUCGUGAAGCAUCACCGGAAUUGACACGGUUCAGCGCUCUAGUCACACGUACACCGAAGCAAGAAACGCCCGUUCAGAAAAAAAAAGAUGAAGAAAAGUCAGACCUACAUCCUGCUGAUCAUCACACUGAAUCGCCUGGAACAUUACCCACGGAUCCAAUCACACAACUGCCAGCAUCGAAACGUGGACGACCCAAAGGCAGUACAAAUGCUGCAAUUGCCUGUUCAUCGUUGAAACAUCAACGUAAAAUGAAUCCAACAAAAAGGAAAAACGAGAAAUCGUCAUCGAAAAGCUGUUCAUCGAAGAGUUCUAAAUCGCCAAACGACAAAAUUGGCCCAGCGUUGUACUUUUGGGACUCAGACGGAAACCAGGUGUGGAUAUGUCCUGCCUGUGGUCGGGUAGAUGAUGGAACACCAAUGAUCGGCUGCGAUGGAUGUGAUGCGUGGUUACAUUGGGUUUGCGUCGGUAUUCAAGUUCCUCCAGAUGCAAACGAAGAUUGGUACUGUCGCGUGUGCAUCGCAAAGAAACAGGAGUGGCAAGGCGGUGAUAAGAAGAAGAAGCUUAAGAAGAAGGACAAAAUGGACCAUUAACAUUGGCUUAAAGGCCAACACUGUCGGAAAUCGAACAAGGAGUGUUUUCACUCUACGAACUAAAUUAAUCAAAGUGUUCAAUUAAAUUAAAAUAGAUUUAGUUACCCUUGACUUGGGGUAUAAAUACAAGUAAAUUGUAAGAAUAAGAUCAGAGCAAAAUAAACAUUCAUACGA
This is a messenger RNA of Bradysia coprophila, 3648 nucleotides long. RefSeq lists its product as uncharacterized. The record is from RefSeq and is a predicted model, not a curated record. Gene Ontology annotation, cellular component: transcription factor TFIID complex. Gene Ontology annotation, biological process: positive regulation of transcription by RNA polymerase II. Gene Ontology annotation, molecular function: p53 binding; transcription factor binding; protein heterodimerization activity. Lineage: Eukaryota; Metazoa; Arthropoda; Insecta; Diptera; Sciaridae.